AAAAGACUGGUCUUUGGAACGGAAGUUUAGGGUCGUCCCAUGUACGUGAAUGCACCAUUACCUCACAACCCGGGGAAAUCAAACGAGCUCAACUGAAAGACACAACUCAAUGUGAUUAACUUUUGCUGGGACAUGACAGAACAUGGGCAGCUACAGCGACUCCACCAGUGACCUUGACGAGGAGUUGCCCGUGUUUGACUUCCUCCAGCGGGGUCGACACCUCAGCCAAUCCUCCCAGAACCACACAGAGAAACCACACCAGAAUGGCUCUGACGCGGAAAUGGCAGCCACAUUCUCGGCAAAGGGCAAUGCGGACGCACGUAAGGGAACGGCCGAUGUAAUGAUGAUCAGCAGCGAUUCUGAUGACGAUGCACCUUAUGUCCCUCUGGCACAGAGACUCAAACAGAGGCAAGACAAUUUGAUUAGUGCCUCCUCCGCUGUCACUAAUGGGAAAGAUGCUGAGCCGUAUUUGCCAUCCAAUCUGGCCGGCUUGCCUCUCUCUUGCCAGAACGGCUUUCCAGAGCCAAAGCGCCCGCUCAGCUUCCAUCAGGUGAGAACAGUGAGCCACGGGGUCCCAGGCGGCUCAGUGGAGGUGGCCGCUCUCCCUCUGAACCCUCUCUCCGGCACAGAAAGCACCGGCGCGUCUCCUGCCAAGAAGAAACCUGCCAAGCGGACAGUGGAGGAGAUCCAGGCCUCCAGGGAGGAGGCUCUGAGUAAGAGACAGGCCAGGGAGAGACAGCAGAAGGGCAAAGAGGCACUCAGACAAGAACAAGAGAGACAGAAAGCAGAGAAGAAAGCUCUGGCUGAGGCUGCCAAGGCCCUGAGGCCUGAGGAGUGCAUCAAGCACAUGGUGGUGGCUGUGGACCCAGCUCUCUUGCAGCUGGAAGGUGGUGGGACUCUGCUGGCGACGGUGCAGGCUCUGGGUUGCAGCUGCGCCAUCGAGAAACAGCCCCUCCCACGCAGUGUCAGCUGGAUGAGGAGGGCUCCCUGUGCACAGCCAGAUGAUGGAGCGUGUGUGCCAGAGGACCACGUUGUGAUGCAGAUGACAGUUGAAGACAUCAUCACUCUGAUCCACAGCUACAUUCAGGAGGAGAGGAACGGCGGGCCAGGCUCCGGCCCCACUCUGACCUCCUGGGUGCAGGAGCAGCAGAGGCGUAACCCCGGGAAGACCCUCAGCCUGGUGGUCAUCGACAUGGAGAAAUACUUCAGAUCCCACAAGUCACAAACCCAGAAGAGGUUCCGAGAUGCGGUCGCGGGCGAGGAGCGAGGGGGAGGGAAAGCGAAGAAGACGAGGAAGAAUGGCGGAGCUGAGGCGCUACCUGAGGUGUCACGAGUUGAAGUGGAGGAGGCAGUGGUGCACCUCCAGCUUCACACUGGCGCCUCGGUCCGCUUCUUGUCGACCUGGAAGGACUUCUCGGAUCACAUCGCCAUGACAACCAAAGCAGUCGCAGAAGCCCCUUUCAAGCGAGAGAGGGAGAAGACGGGCUUCUCCUUCUACCUGGAGAGUGAGUGGGCGGGAGGGCAGCGGGUGGAUAAAGCCGGGAAGGGGCUACUGCAGGUGUGGAAGAGACAGAUCCAACAGCUGAACCGAGUCAGUCCAGACAUGGCCUCCGCCAUCCUGGCAGCGUAUCCCUCCCCACAGCUGCUCAAGAAGGCUUAUAAACUGUGCAAGACGGACCGCGAGAAGAUCUCCCUGCUGUCUGACCUUCUGAUCCGCAGAGGAGAAGGCGUCACCUCCACGUCUCGACGGGUCGGCCCGGAGCUUUCCAAACGCCUCUUCCUCAUGAUGAACUGUCCUGACCCCGAACAGACUCUGGACUCCACCGUCUGACCUCUGAAAUCUGUUUGUUUCUAAUCAUGUUCCCAACAGCUUCGGACUGUUCACACUGAAUGUGAUACGAAGUAGUUAGAAUUCUGUUUUUCAUGUAUUGUGUAUAUAUUAAAGUUUUAUAGAAUCUUUUAAAAACAUUAUCAUUAAGAAAUAAUGGGGAAUAGGAAACAUCAUAUACAGUUAAUAAAGGGAAAGUUUCAUUUUUUUCAAUGUGGGUUUUAUUCUCAAAUUCGGCCAUGCUGGCGGCUGUUCAACUUUACACUCGCCAUCUUUCUUGUAGCAUACACUAGGGGAAGCAUUUAUAUAAAUAAGCUCACGUUUUCUAAUUUGUUUCCAACACCUGUCUCAGAGUCUCACCUAAAGAGAAUAAAGGCUAACACCUUUGGAAUCUACUUCCUGACAUGCUAGCUAUCUAGAGCUAAUGAGCUAAAUCCUCAGCAUAUCACAGCCUCAUGCUUCGUUAAUAUAGCCAUGCUUCAGGAAGUAAACAUAGAAAUUAGCCUCCUGAAUUAACAAUUGCAAUCAUUAAGGGAUCUACUUCUAGGGUAACUUUGUGGCUAACCAAACUAGCUUCUCAUUUGUUUGUUUACGUGUGAGGCUGUGAUAUGCUGAUGAUUUAGCAUCAUUAGCUUUAGUUAACAUGGCUAUGCUUGAAGAAGAGAAAGAAAGCCUGCUGAAUUAACAAUUACAAUUAUUAAAGGAUCUAUUUCCACAGCUGGAGUAAUACAAAUGUAUUACAUAUUCCUAUAUAUAUAUAUAUAUGUAUAUAUAUAUUAAUAACUUCAAUGAAGAUAAAAAUAUAUUACAAAAAUCUAAUUUGCUACUACUUUACUCUAGCA
This is a messenger RNA of Morone saxatilis (striped sea-bass), 2670 nucleotides long. It is a transcript of the gene eme1, whose product is annotated as essential meiotic structure-specific endonuclease 1. Gene Ontology annotation, cellular component: Holliday junction resolvase complex; nucleus. Lineage: Eukaryota; Metazoa; Chordata; Actinopteri; Moronidae. The transcript has 9 exons. Gene Ontology annotation, molecular function: nuclease activity; DNA binding. Bases 143 to 1831 code for a protein of 562 amino acids. The record is from RefSeq and is a predicted model, not a curated record. Gene Ontology annotation, biological process: replication fork processing; resolution of meiotic recombination intermediates; mitotic intra-S DNA damage checkpoint signaling.